AUGACAAUAUGUUUCGGUGAUGAUUCAUUCAUCAGUAGCAACUCUCUAUCUUCAAUGGAGGAAACCAACUCUCCGAAUUCAAAUAAUAUCAAAGCAUCAUCUGCUGCCAUUGUACAUACAACAACUUCUUACAAUAACAAUUCAACAACAGGCAACAACCUAGAACAAAUUCUCAUCAUUUCCCUCUCAUCAGGUUUGGGCGGUUUUUUCUUGGUGUUGCUUUUAAUUGGCGCCGUUUUUGUGUUCAUCAAAAUUUACUGUAAAAGAAAAAGUAAUAACAAGAAGAAGAUUCAUAGUCAUCGUGAUGGUAUUGCUAUUCGUGUUGGAGAUGAUGAAGAUGGAAUUUCCUCUGUGAUGGAUGGCCAAUCAAAUGAUGGAAGUAUAGCUGGGAGUUUUUCAAGGAAUGAAGAUGAUUCCGGUCGACUAUUGAAAAACAGAGUUUCAUCACAACAAGUAAUGAGUAUUGAUAAUGAUGAUCAAUAUAGAAUUGAUACGACGAGAUUUAUGGAGGGUGGAGGACAUGAUAAUUAUCAAUUUCCUACACCUCAACAUCAACAACAACAGGAAAAUAAUGGAAAAUAUCACAGAAAAUUCAAUUCGUCACCCUCUUCAUCUCCUCUGAUUAAUAGGGAGGAUAUUGGUGGAUUGGUAAAUUAUCAGACCGUUCCUAGCACUAGUUUACUUCUCUCAAUGAUUCAACAAGACUCAAAGAAGCCAACAAUAAUGGGAUGUGAUGACUAUUUGGGUGAGCAAAAUGUUGCCAACUCUGAAUUAUUGAUACAUAUUCGAAAUCACCAUAUUCCGAAAUGUGUUUCUUCUAUUAGAAAUACAAAUGUGGAAAGUGCAAAUUGUGUGAAUUGGUCAUGCCAUGAAAGUGGUGAUAUUUCAAAGGAAUUAAUAUUGAAGGAUAGUGUGUCGGUAGAAAAUUCAAAUUUUGAACUAGAGCAUUUGAAAUCCAUUACUCUCACUGGUUUGUUCAAAUUAUCAGAAACAAAUGAUAAUAUCAGAAGAGUAUUAUUCGAUUUGCAUCUAUACAUUUUUCCAAAUACUCAUUUAUUUGUUAAUUCAUUACUUUCCCUUGAAGAUUGUGAACUUAGAAAGUCCUUUAUUGAAUACUUUUUAAGAUAUUAUUCUAGAGAUUUGGAUUCCUUUGAUGAAUAUUGCACACUAUCCGAAUUGGUUGGAGUUAAGAUUAAUCAGGAAAAUUUCAAAAACUCGUGCAUACAUUAUGCUAAUGAGUUUAGGUCGUGGUCGUAUCCUAAUACCUUCACAUCAUGGAGUGAAUUUUUAAAAUCUUUUGAAGGUUCCUUUGAGGCAUCUUCAACACCUAAUCAUCCUUCAAACAAGAAAAUAGAACUCGACAAGUCAAUAAUCAAACCUAUUGCUUCAUACCUUGAUGAGUUUAGUCUCAUUAAAUCUCCCCUGGUGUUGAGUAUUGCCAACCCAGAAAUUAUUGCACAACACUUAACAGCUAUGGAUGCCCUGCUGUUGAGAAAUGUUAAUAUUCACAAGGAGCUCACUUUGGAAAGAUAUGCUAAUGUUAAUUGCCAAACUACACCACUCUACAAAACAGAUUUACAAUAUUCUACCUCACAAUGCCCAUCACUAUCACUCUACAUUGACUACUUUAACAAGCUCGGAAUUUUUGUAAAAUUUUGUAUCUUUUACAAGAAUUUAAGCUUGCAGGAAAGAGCAUCAUGUAUUGAGAAAUUUUUGGAUAUUUGUCAACACUUGGAAAAGCUGGGAAACUACAACUCUUUAAUGGCAAUCUAUGGAUCUUUAACUUCUCAGUGUGUCAGUAGAUUGAAAAAUGUCUGGAGUAAGGUUGAGCAAAAAUAUCAAGAUUAUCUUACCACUUUGGAUAGUUUAUUCAUGAUUCGUAAAAAGUUUGAAAAUCUAAGAGUGGCUCAAUUCACAAGAUAUACUCCAAUCAUACCAUACUUUGGACUAUUCAUGACAGAAAUGACACAAAUUGAAUCUAUUCACAGUACGACAAUCCAAAAUACUGAGCACAGAGACAAAUCAUUCUUCAACAUGGUAAAACUUGGACAAAUCUAUAGAAUUCACCAACAAAUUGAAACUUGCCAAUCGUAUGCAAAUCAAUACCUUUCUCUACCAAUUGAUACAGUCCUGUUUAAUAGGUUGCAAGAAGAAAUUAUUGGAUUUGAUUUACUCAAGUUGGAAUUAUUAUUUGAAAAGAAGGAGAAAUCCCCUUCUAGAUCUAUAAGCAUGGACAGUGGCUGCACAAGUACCUCCUCAGGAACUGAUACCUCUCUGACACCACGUCUUUCAGUUCAUAACGAUGAAGCUACUUUGGUCAUUCCUUCUGAAAGUGUAACCUCUCCGCCAACAACUCCAAGAGGAAAAAAGAAGAACAUUUCUGAAUUGGCAGAUAAGGAAUUUGCAACACUUAGUGUAUUAAUUUGUCCAAAACGAUCAAAUUCACAAACAGGAGGAACACCUAAUAGACUAACAGCUGACUCUUUUAUUGGAGGAUUGUGGGAAAAGCUCUCACCAAAACGUUUGAGUUUCUCGAAUUUCACCUUACCAGUACCACAAAUAACCGAUGGUGGUCCAACUUCACCCAGAAGAAGCAGUGUUACCACUGUCUCUCCUCGUCUCCUCUCUGUAGAAGAUGCUCAUCAUCAUCUUAAAAAAUUUUCAGACAGUGACUCCAAAUUAUUACAAUCAAAACAAAUAUCCAAUCUGAAUGUUAUAACCUCUCCUAGGUUAUUGGAAACAAAAUAAAUCAAAUAUUACUAGG
Molecule: messenger RNA, 2764 nt
Organism: Naegleria gruberi
Lineage: Eukaryota; Heterolobosea; Eutetramitea; Acrasida; Naegleriidae
Product: rasGEF domain-containing protein
Exons: 1
Coding region: 1-2748 (915 amino acids)
Biological process (GO): positive regulation of GTPase activity; Ras protein signal transduction
Cellular component (GO): plasma membrane
Molecular function (GO): guanyl-nucleotide exchange factor activity
Source: RefSeq, a predicted model, not a curated record